UGUUCGUAUAACAUACAAGACUAUAUAAGACUGAAAGGUGAGAAGUCACAUACACUACAGAGAGACAGACACGCUUGCCAGCAUAGAUGGCAGCCUGCAAACCACUUGGAUCUGGUAAAGAAUGCAGCUUUGUGGAUAAAGAUGAAAUCUGGAAAGUUCAUGUCAAAAUAGAGCUUCAGUCAGCCAAGGACUGGCCCAAUAAAUGGGGAUUCUUGAGCAAGUCCUACAAGGAGAUGCAGGAGGAGAGCAACAAGCUGAAGGACGUUGUCAAAUUGGAGCUUCCCCAACAUCUUAAAACACGACCCCCUACCCCACCUGAGAAAUACAUCCAAGUGGGACCCUCUCCCCCAGUUCCCCAGACCACCCAGGCUCAGAUUGGCUGGCGCUCGGCCGUGCCCGAGUUGCAGUUGGAGCGCUACGGAAAUGUCCAGUGUGGGAAGAAGAGCUUCCUGAAGGAGCUGGGCUGGGCCUUCGACGCCUGCAGCUGAAAAAAAAACUCUUCUGCCAUGACACCUACCUCCUAGGCCUUGGCGAUGCCAUGCACAGACUCAAUAUUGAUGACUACUCAAUAUAUGACUUUCUCUUAUCCCUUGCUCUUGUUUGUCUUUGUCCUCCUCGCUUCCUCCUUUUUGUACUCACAUACUCUUAAAUCCUAUGAAAUUAGCACUAUCAGCAUUUUUUUAUAUAUUUUACUAAAUAUUGAUAAAUUCUCACUAAUCAAUAGAAAAUACUAUUAAUCUGCUCUUAUUUACUUCUGUCUCUCACAUUUAAUUUCAACACAAAUAUUGCAUACUAUAUCCAACAAAAUUACCACAAUGGGUUCUUGGUUAUUUUGAUCCAAUGACAAUCAUUUGAUUAUUUAUAGGAUAUUAUGUUCUCUCCUUUCAUUAUCCUGUAGUCAAUGGUGCUGUAUUCCCACAAAUGUAAUGUAUUAGUUAAGGUCCAACAUUUUAAUUUUGAGGAGGGAAUUUUAAACAAUGUUUGUUCACAUUUGAUAUACUUGGUAUUAUUUUUUCAAUGGCAGUAUGGUUGACCAUGUAUCAAUAUCUUAUCUUGCAUUUUAGCAUAUAUUCUGUUAGGUUUCAUAAGAUUGUUAUAACAAAUUAAGAUUUUUACAACAAAUUAAAGUAGACUUUAGGGGCUCUCAAGUGGCCGGGAGACCCAUGAGGCGGCGCACAAUUGGCCCAGUGUCGUCCGGGUUAGGGGAGGGUUCGGGAUUUCCUUGUCCCAUGUGGCGGGCUGGGUGCCUGCAAGCUGACUUCGAUUGCCAGCUGGACAGUGUUUCCUCCAACACAUUGGUGCGACUUUCUUCCAGGUUAAGCGAGCAGUGUGUCAGAAGCAGUGUGGCUUGGCAGGGUCGUAUUUCGGAGGACGCAUGGCUCUCGACCUUCGCCUCUCCCAAGUCCUUAGGGGAGUUGCAGCGAUGGGACAAGACUGUAACUACCAAUUGGAUGUAUUCACAAUCUAUUUGUUUAUAUUAAAAAGUAUUUGCAUAGAGAAGCUGGGUAGCACUAUUUUACCAUAUAGAAAUUACCAAAUAUUUACUAAGAUGUGGAUUCAUUAUAUCAAGCAUCACUAGAAACCAUUUACCAGCUAUGUUGAAUUAUUAGCCAAGUACCAGAAAGUAUUUCCUACUACACUGAACAAAAAUAUAAACGCAACACGUAAAAUGUUGGUCCCAUGUUUCAUGAGCUGAAAUAAAAGUUCCCAGACAUUUUUCAGAUGCACAAUAAGCAUAUUUAUCUCAAAUGUCGUGCACAAAUUUGUUUACAUCCAUGUUAGACAGCAUUUGUCCUUUGCUAAAAUAAUCCAUCCACCUGAUAGGUGUGGUAUAUCAAGAAGCUAAUUAAACAGCGUGAUCAUUACACAGGUGCUGGGGACAAUAAAAGGCCACUCUAAAAAGUGCAGUUUUGUCACACAACACAAUGCCACAGAUGUCUCAAGUUGAGUGAGCAUUCAAUUGGCAAGCUGACUGCAGGAAUGUCCACCAUAGCUGUUGCCAGAAGAUUAAAUGUUCAUUUCUCUAUCAUAAGCCAUCUCAAACAUUGUUUUAGAGAAUUUGGCAGUACGUCCAACUGGCCUCACAACUGCAGAUCACGUAUUUGGCAUCGUGUGGACGAGCGGUUUGCUGAUGUCAACGUUGUGAACAGUGUGCCCCAUGGUGGCGGUGGGGUUGGGAUGCUCUGGAUCAACAUGUACGACAGUGUGUUCCAGUUCCCGCCAAUAUCCAGCAACUUCGCACAUCUAUUGCAGAGGAGUGGGACAACAUUCCACAGGCCACAAUCAACAGCCUGCUCAACUCUAUGCGAAGGAUGCGUGUCGCGUAUUUUGGUCACAGAUUUCCCAAUAAUGUGAAAUCCAUACUUGUUGAGCACAUUCAUUUUGGCACAUGUCUUGCCCAUCAGUGCAACACUGUCAUACUGAGCUUAAUGCAAGGCUACAGCUGCACUGACAUAAUUUUUUUGCUGUUGCAAUUGACUAAUUCUACCUAAGGGCGCAACGCAUUACACACAUUCCAGAUCUACUAUUAUGAAGCUGCCCGGAAUACAAGCCAAACUGCUGUCUAACAGUAGAGGGGGAUAUGCUGAUUUCAUAAUAAUGAAAAUUAUGUUGGAUAAAAAUGUUUUACACUUCUGAAAUGCUACUAGGAAACUGUUACUAUUCUGUGGAUGUUCUAUGAAUUGAGGACAACUGAAAACAUGUUUGUGUUCUGGUUGUCAUUUAACCAUUGGGUACAUUCCAAUAUCCAUACUAGCAGAAAAUACCCAUACAUGCCCAAUGCAUUGCUUUAUUCAAGGUGGUAUGAUGGAUAUUGGUACAGAGCCACAUGCUAUGAUGGAUUGGCAGUUUGGCACACAGACAAUGCCCUGCUCUUAACCUUAACAUUACCUUGACUCUUCCUCUCAGACGUUCCCCCCAGUAUGCUAGACUAAAGUGGCAGACAGACACACUAGUGGGCUUGUCCCUGCACUGACCUUUCUACACAGCCAUACACCAGCUCUCCCGCGACCUCGACGUAAAAAGCCACAGACCUCAGUCACUCACACAACAACAAAGACAGGCUCUAGGGGUCGAAGCCACAGGACCAUAUGAUUGUUUUCAAAGGCAUAACUUACAUUUUUUAUUGAAAAAGGAAUUGAAUAUUUUACAAUUUUCAAAAGGUUUUGUAAUUCCAAGCAGAUUAUUUUGCCUAUGUACCCACACCUUCACAUAAGUGUUUGUGUUGUUCCACAAUAUUAAAUCCACCCUUCAGACUGAAACACAUGAUAAAAUAUGAUGCACAAAAUCCUUCACUUUGUAGCAUCAAAGAAAUACAUAAAGAUAUGCUAUGUGCUACUUUACAUAAAGUAAAAUUGUGGGGCUUGCUUCAUCUGUUUAAAAUUGUUUACUUAAACAAAGCAACUAAAUAGAGUCAAAGUUAAACGUAGUAAAACAAUUGGUCUGAUUACUUUGAUGUACUACUAUAUCAACUUUAUUACUUUGGAUUGUACGUCAGUUAGAUCACACAUUUCAUCAGAAAUAAACACUCGGACUACUACACUUUUAUACACUCUCCUACUAGAAUACCAUAGUAUAUGCAUUAUGUGUAAAAAUAGAGCACAGAAGACAAUGAGGCAUAGUUUAAGUUUUAAAUAAAUACCAAACUAUUUUUUACAAUGGAUUUGGACAAUGUGAAUGCCUCUGGGCUGGAGCUGGAUUAGUGGCCGGAAAGGGGGAGCCUCUGCCCCCUGUUGGGUUCUAAGAAUAUGAAAUAUACUUAUUCAUGUCACUGAGGAAGAAAGGGUAAUGUAUAACGUUUACAUUAUGUCAGGAUAUGUUAUUGUUAGAGGGAUCCUCUGGGAGGAGAAGAGACACAAUCUGGUACCAGUCACCAUGACAGCCGUGAGUUGGGGUGGAUUGAGCACUUUGAGGCACAGGUCAGGUCAGAUGAAGAGAGGAAGACAGAUAUCACUAAGGUUCUGUCGAGCAACAGAGAUGCAUUGGCUGUUCAGUUGUGUAGGAGAAGAUUUAGCAUAGGAGAAAAGGUUAAAUAUCAGUGUUUGUGUGAAUAUGUCUUUGUCUGUUCAGCUGUUCGAUCCUUUGGGAUGAAUAAACUUGAAUAAACUAA
Salvelinus fontinalis (brook trout) is the source of this 4108-nucleotide messenger RNA. RefSeq lists its product as uncharacterized. The transcript is spliced from 4 exons. Bases 87 to 488 code for a protein of 133 amino acids. The record is from RefSeq and is a predicted model, not a curated record. NCBI's taxonomy places the organism in Eukaryota, Metazoa, Chordata, Actinopteri, Salmoniformes, Salmonidae.